This is a messenger RNA of Lodderomyces margitis, 801 nucleotides long. RefSeq names its product isoamyl acetate-hydrolyzing esterase (gene IAH1). The record is from RefSeq and is a predicted model, not a curated record. Lineage: Eukaryota; Fungi; Ascomycota; Pichiomycetes; Serinales; Debaryomycetaceae. The transcript has a single exon. The coding region runs from base 1 to 801 and encodes 266 amino acids.
AUGAAUAUCGACAAAUUGAUCUUGUUUGGUGACUCGAUCACGCAGUACAGUAACCAAAUUGUGGACGGGUUUGCACUACAACCUGAACUACAGGAUUUGUACAUUAGACGAUUAGACAUUCUCAAUCGUGGCUUUAGCGGAUAUAAUUCAGAACACGCUAGGUUGAUUCUUCCCAAAAUCCUCGAAGCAGAGUUGAAUGAGUCAAAGAACAAUGUGAAAGUGAUGACCAUAUUUUUUGGCACCAAUGAUGGUUUUGUUGGUAUAAAUUCCAUCCAGCCAGUAGAGUUACCAAGGUACAAAGAAAACAUAGCAUUCUUGGUUAAACUAGCACUAGAGAACAACGUGAAACCAAUUGUGGUUGGACCUAGCUUGCAUGAUCCUAAAAUUGGAGCUGAGUGUUUUGAGUACCUACAGGAGCAGGAAGCCGUGACGUGUGAGAGAUAUUUGCAUUAUUCAGAAGCAGCAAAAAGUGUUUGCCUAGAGUUCAAGGUUCCGUUUAUUGAUUUAUGGGAAGGGUUUAGAAAAGAUGGUGGCUGGACUAAGGAGCAGUUGUUUGCUAUUAGAAAAGAUUCUCCUCAUGGGGAGGUUCCCUCAUUGGGCGCCUACUUGUGCGAUGGAAUUCACUUUACCUCCAGAGCGUACAAGAUAUUGUUUAGAGCUAUUGUAAAAGCGAUUGAGCAAAACUAUCCCGAGUAUUUACCCCAAAAUUUGCCUUAUAAACUAGCGUACUGGAGAGAUAUAGACCACACAGAUUUAGAUUCCAUCUUCAAGGAAAAGGAAGGCAAAGAUAGCAUAUAUUAG